GAGAAAUGUGCAUUAGGUGAACAAUGUUCAUUAUCGACAGUCUUAGUUUUUAUCGUCCAUUCUGGAUCUGCAUGCGAUUGCUGGUACCGACUUUCUUCAAGGAUUCCUCGCGUCCUGUCCAGCUGUACGUGGUGUUGCUGCACAUCCUGGUCACCUUGUGGUUUCCACUGCACCUGCUGCUUCAUCUUCUGCUACUUCCAUCUACGGCUGACUUCUUUAAGAACCUGACCAUGUCUCUGACUUGUGUGGCCUGCAGUCUGAAGCACGUGGCCCACUUGUAUCACUUGCCGCAAAUUGUGGAAAUCGAAUCACUGAUCAAGCAGUUAGACACAUUUAUUGCCAGCGAACAGGAGCAUCGCUACUAUCAGGAUCACGUGUAUUGCCAUGCAAGGCGCUUUACAAGAUGUCUCUAUAUCAGCUUUGGCAUGAUCUAUGCGGUUUUCCUGUUCGGCGUCCUCGUUCAGGUGAUUAGCGGAAAAUGGGAACUUCUUUAUCCAGCCUAUUUCCCAUUCGACUUGGAGAGCAAUCGCCUUCUCGGCGCAGUGGCCUUGGGCUAUCAGGUAUUCAGCAUGUUAGUUGAAGGCUUCCAGGCGCUGGGAAACGAUACCUACACCCCGCUGACAUUAUGCCUUCUGGCCGGACAUAUCCAUUUGUGGUCCAUACGCAUGGGUCAACUGGGAUACUUCGAGGAGGAGGCGGCGACGAUUCAUCAGCGGUUGCUGGAGUACAUUGAGCAGCAUAAACUCUUGGUGCGAUUCCACAACCUGGUGAGCCGAACCAUCAGCGAAGUGCAACUGGUGCAGCUAGGCGGAUGUGGCGCCACUCUGUGCAUCAUUGUCUCCUACAUGCUCUUCUUUGUGGGCGACACCAUCUCGCUGGUCUACUACUUGGUUUUCUUCGGAGUGGUCUGCGUGCAGCUCUUUCCAAGCUGCUAUUUUGCCAGCGAAGUGGCCGAGGAGGUGGAACGGCUGCCAUAUGCGAUCUUCUCCAGCAGAUGGUACGAUCAAUCGCGGGAUCAUCGAUUCGAUUUGCUCAUCUUUACACAAUUAACACUGGGAAACCGGGGGUGGGUCAUCAAGGCAGGAGGUCUCAUCGAGCUGAAUUUGAAUGCCUUUUUCGCCACCCUGAAGAUGGCCUAUUCCCUCUUUGCCGUUGUGGUGCGGGCAAAGGGUAUAUAGAGCGUCUGUUUAAUUAAAUGGAUUUCACGACCCGGCCAGCGUAUUGUUAUUGAUUCUGGCCCCCCCUGAAAUUGGCCAAAAGUGGAGCAAUCAACGCGGGAAAAUGAAAUUUCAUUAAUUGGCCCCGUCGCGAUACGCAAAUAAACAGUUUGCCACACGGAAAUUCUGAUGUUUCCAACGAACAACAAUGGCACAUUAAAGUUAAAUGAAUUGUUUACGUAUACACAAUUUCGAUUCUGAUUUCUGUUUGUAUAUUUUGUUGCUGUAAUCCUUGCAUAAAUCUCAAUGGAAUCAGACUGCUUUGUGUUGCUGUAAUUAAAAUAAAAAAUGGUAUGCCAAUCAAUGAAAAGUAAAAAAGAAGUGCAUCAUCCCCGAAUAAGUUUAAGUGAAUCGACGUGGAUGCUGUGAAGAUGAAUCGUGAUAGCAUCUCGAAACUGGAAACCCCUUGCAACGUGAACAUGCCGCCGUGGAAAUGAGAAAUAUAUUUAAAAAUAUUUCAGUGGACGACGAGCCUUUUGCUCGAAAUGCAAAUGAGGAAAAGCCCUUGGCGUUGCAUGCCGGAAAAGUGCGAUGGACAACGGACUGCAUAAGUGUCCAGGAAAGCGGCGCCGGACAAACGUUGGCGCACACUUGUCCAAGGACUCGUGGCAAGAAGGAGUGGGAUGUGGCCAAGGACACGCAGCGUACGCUACCGCGGCAAUUUAUUGAUGCCAACGCAACGAUGAGUGUGCGAACAAAUUGCCUGAAUGUCUGUGAUGUCAAUGGUAC
Drosophila sechellia is the source of this 1946-nucleotide messenger RNA. It is a transcript of the gene Or33c, whose product is annotated as Odorant receptor 33c. The record is from RefSeq and is a predicted model, not a curated record. Gene Ontology annotation, cellular component: plasma membrane. The coding region runs from base 24 to 1178 and encodes 384 amino acids. Gene Ontology annotation, molecular function: odorant binding; olfactory receptor activity. The transcript is spliced from 3 exons. Lineage: Eukaryota; Metazoa; Arthropoda; Insecta; Diptera; Drosophilidae. Gene Ontology annotation, biological process: sensory perception of smell; detection of chemical stimulus involved in sensory perception of smell.